ACAGCUUUUAGCAAAUGCUGCAAGGAGAAAGGUUUUUUAAUGGUUAUAAAAUGCAGAGAAGAAAAUGCUGCACUUAAGGAAUGCCUUACUUACCAUUAUAAAGAUUCAGCAUUAUAUGAAGAAUGUAAACAAGAAUAUCUAAAGGAGAGGGAAGAAUUCCGUCAAACUGGCAUUCCUGCAAAAAAAAGGCAGCAGAAAGUACCUACCAACAUGUAGAAGGUGCCACUUGAAGAAACCAGAACUGACUGAGAGACCAUACACCUGAAACCUGCUAAUCAUGAAGAGUCAUUCAUCAUGUUUAAGCAAUAUAAUUUACAAUUGCUACAUUAUGUCAGAUUGAUUUUUGUAAUUUUUAUAAAUUAGGAAAUUGAACUACUGCUGUUUGUAAUUCAGUACUUUUCAAAUUUUAUAGUGGAAAUCUCGUAAAUUUAUUUUACAUUGCUUCUUUCAUGCAGGAUUCCAUAAUUAUAGACUAAGACACAUAUUUCAGUUGAAUGUCCAAUUAUUUUGUAAAGUAUAUCUUGUGCUGAUCAGAAUGUAGCUUCUCAGUCUUUCUUCGCUGAAUGCUUUCAUUGCUUUGCAAGGUGUACAGGAUGGCUGGUUCGACCCUCAUAAAAAGGUCUCUGACAUACUGAUUGAAAGUCACAGGUUACAGCAUCUGCUGAAGGAAAGACAGACUUGCUUUCUUCAGGAAGAAAGUUUUACUGUAGAGAACCGAGAGACGACCUGAGCUGGUGGAAAUCCAGUUCACAGCCCCAAGUUGUUCAACCAAUCCCAUAGUUUUUGGUAGGCAAAAGGUACCAAAGUUUUGUCAUUAUUACCAUGUAACUGCUGGUUACUUGAGUUACUCCUUCAGUUUUGAGAUGGGAAUUUUGCCACAAUAAAAGCCAAUUGCACAAACUGCCCUGAUAUCACUCAAUGUUAGGACCCCAUAUGCUCAGCCAUUGGACCUCUAGGCAGAAUGUCCAUGAAUCCAGUAAAUAUUGCAACUUAGAGAAGUAGAGCAUUGGAUCAGAAUGACUUUCUUUUCGAUAAUCUUGUUGUGCCUUUACGUCAUUUUCUCAGUUUUGGUUAGGAUUUGAUUUUUAUUUUGUGAGGGAGAAAUUAUUUGAAUUUCUUUGUCAGUUUCAGUUUGAUUGCGUUAUAAUUACUUUAUCCACCAGGCAUGGUUCCACACAGUCUCUUGAGUAAGUCAGUUUCAAUGUUUUAGCUGCAGGCCUGGUGAUAUUUGACUAUAGAUAUUGUGCCUGCCAUUCUUCCCAAGAAACCUCCAUGCAACAAUAAUGUGACUCUUUAAAGACCUCAACAAUGGACAGCUCAGCUGGACAAUGUUCAACAGCAGUCUGUUCAGCUUGAUUGGUUUUGCUGGCAAUUUCUACCAAAUGAUUUGAAAGCAUCUCUCACCCACAGCAUCAGUCCAGACUGACACCAUCAUGCUUGGUUCAUUGCCAGCUACACCCACUAGGAGCAGUGCCAAGUAACAGGCAGAAGUAGUACAAGAUCUGACUGUCAAAAGACUGGGCUUUUCUUUCACCAAGCUGGAUAUGAACAUUAGUUACUCUGUUUGCAGAGAGUUGGCCUUGGCACUAAUUCCCAAUUCCUUCACAGCCAUCCAGCACUGACAAACCCUGCAGAAAAUCUUUCGUGAUGACAGGAGAUGGUCACUAGCCUUUCCUCCCUCCUGACCCCAGACAACAGUUUGUCAUUUCAUCCUCAAAUCAAUACUCCGUCUACUUUCACUUUACUUUGAGUGAGGGCGCCUGAAAAUCCCUAAAAAGUACCUAUUCUGCAUAUAUCCAAAACACUUUCCUCUGCUUUAGUAUGUACUAAUACUAUUUGCCUCACUUCACCUCUUGGUACAAUUGUCACAUGCAACUCACUAACUGCCUUAUCCUCAUGAGCAUAAACUUCAACCUCUUUACCUGUGUUCUUAGGUACCUUCUGCCAUCUAUCGUUGCAGAUCUCCUACUGUAAUGGAAGUCUACAAUAAGGCAACUAUCAAAGGUGGUCUUGAGGUCAAACAUAAGAACUAGGAGCAGGAGUAGGCCGCCUGGCCCUUCGAGCCUGCUCCGCCAUUCAAUAAGAUCAUGGCUGAUCCUUUUGUGGACUCAGAUCCACUUACCCUCGUUCUCACCGUAUCCCUUAAUUCCUUUAUUGUUCAAAAAAAACUACCUUUUUUUUAAAAACAUUUACUGAAGUAGCGUCAACUACUUCACUGGGCAAGGAAUUCCAUAGAUUAACAACCCUCUGGGUGAAGAAAUUCCUUCUCAGUUCAGUUCUAAAUCUGCUCCCUCUAAUCUUGAGGCUAUGCCCUCUUGUCCUAGCUUCACCUGCCAGUGGAAACAUCCUCUCUACUUCUAUCUUAUCUAUUCCUUUCAUAAUUUUAUAUGUUUCUAUAACAACUACCAGAGCAUGAAAUGGAAACAAACGGAGAAGCAAAAUAAUCAGGCCAUAGAGCCAACACUUAGCAGCUACCCUGUUGACCUAAUGAUCAAAAUCAAACACUCCAGUUUCCACCCAUGACCGCCAUCUUUGUUAUUUGCUCCCCUCACCAGUCUGUGUUUGUGUGUGUAUAUGUCUGUGUGUGUCUUUGAGGGUGAGCAGGGCAGGGAGAGGUGAUCGGGGGAGGAAUAGUGGUGUACAAAUGCCAGAUGGCAAUGGCUCAAGACCGUUGGCCGUAGUGCUGUGUCUUGUGACAGCAGUAUAUUACAACUUUGCCUAUUCCAUCUCAGAGUGCCCAGUCACUUUUUGGUGGGGAUCAAGACAGGCUGCACAGGAUACCCUGCAAAGUUGGAGCCAGCAUCAGCUCCUACAUGAGUCAGCUAGCAUUCGGUAGGGCCUGCCUUAGCCCCUGACCCUUUUUGUACAAUCUGAGCAGCCAGACAUGCAUUCCACACAUAUACGCAAAGUAGGGGAGGGGUUAAGAGGGCAUACUUAGGCAUUGGGGGAAGACCAAGUAAGAAAAUGUAGAAAGUUGCAUCAUUGAUAAAUUUUAAUUUUCUUUGAAUAAAAGAAAUGUUUUUGAAAGUUUU
Messenger RNA from Rhincodon typus (whale shark), 3032 nucleotides. RefSeq names its product C-x(9)-C motif containing 1 (gene cmc1). The annotation marks the transcript as partial. The record is from RefSeq and is a predicted model, not a curated record. Lineage: Eukaryota; Metazoa; Chordata; Chondrichthyes; Orectolobiformes; Rhincodontidae. The transcript has 2 exons.